AGACAUCGAUCACAACUUGAACCUCCAGUAUUUCCACACCCAUCUCACCAAAGUGUUGGGCGCAAUAUCUACCUGCUUAUCCUACGAUGCAGCUGUGACUGACAGUGAACAGAGCUAUCUGCACCAGAUGCCACCUAUCGAUAGUUCUAAGCGAAGGCGCAGCUUAGAACAUCUGCUCCCUGCUCAGCCUGAUCGUCUGCUCAACGUCUACCUGCGCACAUUACGUCUCCCAGAAAAGGCCCCCAUUUGAACUGGCCCGGUAGAGAGGGGUCGAAUGCAUGUCGCCACCUGGCGUCGAUGUUCGACUCUACACAAUGGCAUGGGUGCGCGGCAGAAGGUUGCUGUCGCUGACCGCGUCCUGCAUCUGAGGCUUGAGACGUUAUGCAGUGUCGCACCAGGCAUCCAAUGAUGAUGCCUGACCAUUUUUCAGCCGCAGUUUAGCUUGGACUCAAGUGUACGCUGCACUGUUCAGACUGGUACUUCCCCAGGCUUUAUAGUAAGUCAUUUCGGACGGCCAGCCCUCUUACCUUGAUCUGUGAUGAGAAACUCUUCCUCGUGGGGACAAGGCAAAUUGCCUCGAUACCAACUCGAGAGAGGGCCUUGCUAGCCAUAUAUGGACUUUUCGGCAAAGAGACUUGAAGAAUUGGGAACGAGUAUUCCUAUCACCUGUCUGAAUGAUCACCCUCAAGGGCUCAGCCUCGUACAGGAGCAUUGACCUCUAUCAGCCACAGACAAAUCACUGAGUCUGCUUAACCGAGUUCGACAGGAGCCUCGCCCUGGUAUGGCCAAUGAGAUGUCUAGAUUCGCUGACCACGGAGCCAACUACGCUUUCAACUAUGGAAUUUGCCUUACUCGCGUCCUACUUCUUGUCACCUACGGCUAUACUUUUCGUAAGCCGCUGAAAAAGCGCACGAUUGGCAUCUUGGUGGCCUUGGCUAUUCUCUUCGUCCUGGGUCAUCUAAGUUUUGCCCCUCAGCAAUCUUCCUCCGUGAAACCAAAACACAAUGCGUCCAUUACCUCAGUUGCAGUGUCCGCUGACCUGGCGGAGUGGUGUUUAAGCGUGUUUCUUGCGGCCAAUCUUGUUUACUACCUACAUCGAUGGCCUAUCAACGUCAGCAUUUAUGCUCUCAUACUUUGUCCGUUAACGGCGCUGCUCAGCAUAAUUAACGGCCAACAUCACCGCCAUGUUCUACCACAAAUUUCCCCUUCAACUGCCCCCUACUUCUGGGUCUUAUUUGCGUGUUCUAUGUUACCAAUGCACCACUCCUGGGGUUCUCUGGGCGACUUACGCUUCCCGUUGGAAGACGUGCUAGUCUUUGUCCAAGCCGGCCGACAGGCAGUACGCGAGCGGCGUAACCCUCCAGAUGGCAUCGGGAUUGGGACAGGCGCUCUGGAAGGGUUUGCGUUGGCCGACGCCUUGGAAGGGAUUGAUGAUACCGAAUCAAGCAGAUCUGAAAGGCGACAGGCCUUCUCGGAGUGGUCUACAGGGAUCACCUACAACCAUCUAACGGAUGAUAAAAUCCGCAUUCUUCAGGUUGUCGUUGACGACCUGACAUCGCCGGAUGAACUAAGGUUCACACUCACCGAUCGCCCGCUCUCCGAGAUCGAAGGUGAAUACGCGGCUGUAAGCUACUACUGGGGCAAGCACACCCAAGAAAGGAAGAGCAUAUACAUCAACGGACGCAAAGCCUUCGUCACGGCAAGACUCUACGAUACCUUGUUGGAGGUACGCCAUGUUUGGAAGAAGCCUUUCUGGGUCGACGCUCUCUGCAUCAACCAAGGUGAUCUAGCCGAACGAAGUGCCCAGGUGCUUCGAAUGAAAGCCAUUUACGGAAGGGCGAAGGAGGUCUUGGCCUGUAUCGGCACGGAGGAUGAUGAUGACCAUUGCCCUCUGAUGAUGAAUUUCCUAAGUGGAAUAUCCAUGGACUUACCUGAGAAUAUUGAGUUCCCGGCGUACGGCAAGGCUUCGUUCGACGAUCUGAAGGCAUUGGUCCGGCGGCCGUACUGGCGCAGAGUGUGGAUCAUACAGGAAAUUGCUGCCGGCAGAAAGGUGUCACUGCUGGCGGGCGGCGAGCAUGUACCGCUGGACAAACUCUCCUAUCUUCUCGCGCACGUGGAUAAGCAGCCGCCGCCGGAAGCGGAAUGGCCUCAGUUUAACCAAGACUUACAUCUAGUCAGGCAGAUCCUUGAGAUUCGCACACGUCGAAUCAACGACAAACCGUUGCGGCUGCUUCAAAUCUUGGCUAAGACGCAGAGAUCACUUUCUACGAUACCUCAUGACAAAGUAUUCGGCUUACUGAGCUUGACCACUGAUGGCCCCGAUUUUAUCGCCGAGCCAGAUUACAAACUAUCCGAGACCGACGUUUGCAAGAGGAUGACUCGGUCGUUUAUUGAAUCUCGACAGAAUCUCGACAUUAUCUUGGCUGGCAGCCAGCACUCGGAAGAUUCUCCGUUGCCGUCCUGGUGUCCGGAUUAUUUAAGGAUUGCCAGCACCUCGCUGGCACAUGAUGACAAUAUGUUCGUGAAGUAUCUUUCUCGCGAGGACAAGUGCUACCGACUAGGAAAGCAAGGCGUCAUAUGGGAAACCACUGGUGGACGCAAUGGAGAGCGAGGAGUUCACGUCGACUUCCGCGACGACGAAUUGUGGCUACGAGGUCUUCGCAUUGGAACCAUUGCGGGACUCGGCGCCACUGGACGACAGAGCACGGCAGCAGACGCCGAAGAGCACCGCUUUGUACUUUCGAAGCAAGACACGAAUCUUGUCAAGACCAAGCCUAGCAAGGGUGGCCACGCAAAUACCCACGCACGACGGCCCUCGAGUGAUCCGUCAACCGCGAAACGAGGCUACUCAACCUAUGACGGUCUGUGUCGCAUGCUCCUCGUCCACGACAGCCAUUACGUCGAGUUCACCAAGAGCCCAAUCGUGCUAGGGAUGCUCUACAAUAUUGGGUACCUGGCGUAUGCGGCUUUCGGAGGUUCCAAGGCGGAUAUGGUGCUGAACUGGCUGAAGAAGAACCGCAAUUUUCUCGUUCACGGCAAGACGCUGCGCGACAGGGCGUUCUACUCGUGGGACCGUGUCGGCCACAACUACUUUGCCGGUUUCUUCAAGUUGAACGCCAAAACCAUGACCGUCUGGCAUUAUCGGCAUAUCACCGAAUCCGUGUCACGUAUCAUCGCCCAGAACUUGCGGCUCAUGUCCACCUCUGGGGGAGAGGUCGGCUGGGUCCACCCGCGCGCCAAACUGGACGAUGAGAUCUUUCUUUUUCAGGGGUGCAGCCUGCCUGUUGUGUUACGUCCAUUGGGAAAUGAACCACGCAUGGCUUCUACCCAGAGGCUGCCAACUCCCACCUCGGCCAUGAAGCAUCGUCCUAGUGAUUCCACUGUCAGCACACUCGUGCCACCGCCGAGGUAUCGUGUCGUGGGCCACGCUAUUGUCGAUGGAUAUAUGGAUGGCGACCGCUGGUCUAAGACUAACGACAGCGAACUCACUGACAUUACCGUGGUAUGAUCGACGGCAGACCAGCAUUGCGAUCAUGAUUGUCCCCCGUUCAUUCUAGCACCUGUCGCGAGCCUUAUCAUUGUGGGCUGUGUGUCCGAUUCAACACAGAGCUGAGCCCAUGAUUUGCGGAGCUUUACAGGGUGGGUCAGGGUCAAGCUGAACCAGAGUCCACCAUAAAAGCGCGGUGAAUCUGGCUGUAAGUGUGUCAAUCACUCGUCUUGAGUUACUAUUUUCGUUCCUAGUAUGCGUAUUAUACGUGUCACUUGGACGAUCUGAAGCGCCGAUAUACUUAUUGUGUUCACAGGUGCCGUGGAGUACAAAAGGAUUUACAUAUAUGUGUGCGUGUCUGUAUAUGCUAAUGAUCUGGUUAAUGUGGAGCUGCUGGCAAGUGGUUUAUUAGACGUGUGUUAAAAGUCGACUGAUGGUAGUUAUCCAUCAUUUGGUGCUGUUCUGGUACAGUCAUGAGCCUCAUUAUGGAAAGGUCUGUUCAGAAGCCGAUGAGAGGUUUUCCGGCUGAGCACACAGGAGUAUUAAAAACUGCUUGAACCUAUUCUAAAAGUUGAUCAAGCCAAAGUACACCAGGAACAAGAUCCUACUAUACGCCGACUCACUUCUGUGGUAGCACUUGACAGUAGAACACGAAACUUUUCUUCUCUUCC
Messenger RNA from Exophiala dermatitidis NIH/UT8656, 4158 nucleotides. RefSeq lists its product as uncharacterized. Bases 782 to 3508 code for a protein of 908 amino acids. The record is from RefSeq and is a predicted model, not a curated record. The transcript has a single exon. NCBI's taxonomy places the organism in Eukaryota, Fungi, Ascomycota, Eurotiomycetes, Chaetothyriales, Herpotrichiellaceae.